Molecule: messenger RNA, 2116 nt
Organism: Lipotes vexillifer (Yangtze River dolphin)
Lineage: Eukaryota; Metazoa; Chordata; Mammalia; Artiodactyla; Lipotidae
Gene: TMCO6
Product: transmembrane and coiled-coil domains 6
Molecular function (GO): protein binding
Source: RefSeq, a predicted model, not a curated record
GCUUCCCCGAGUUCCGCCCCUCCUUCACUUCACGUCAUGCCCCGCCCACUGGCACAUCCCCUUCCGCUCUACGCUGCGGCUGCGCAGUCCGUACCAUCUUCUAGACUCCUGGGCCCCGUUGUGUGCUCUCUGAUGCAGGUUUACUGUUCCAGCAUGUGGAGCCGACAGCGGGGCCGCCUCAAGCCGUUAUGCUGCGGGGUGGAGGAGCUGCGGUGCCGCCGGCGGGAGCGGGAGGCAGCACUGCGGAAGGCACGGAGAGAGCAGCAGCUGGUCAGCAAGAGGCUGCUGAGAGGCGAAGCCUUGGAGGAAGCCGAGGAGGGAUGUGUGGCCAUGAUCUUCGGGGAAGCCGAGAUCCAGCAGUUCCUGCAGUUAGCCCAGCGGGGGACAGAGGAAAAGGAGAGAGAGGGGGCUCUGGUCAGCCUUCGGCGAGGCUUGCAGCGCCCUGAGACGCAACAGACCUUCAUCAGGCUGGAGGGCAGCAUUCGGACCCUAGUCGGGCUCCUGACCAGCAACCAGGCCCUGCUGCAGCUUGAGGCGGCUCGGUGCCUUCAUGAGCUCUCUCACUCUGAGCAGUCUGCAGUAGUUGAGGCCUGCCUGCCAGCCACUUCCUACCUUCUCACCUACCUCUCCGGUCACAGCUCAGACUUUAUAGAGCUCUGUCUGUAUACACUGGGUAACCUGAUUGUGGAGAGUGAGGCUGUGAGAAGGCAGCUCCUGCCACAGGGCAUUGUUCCGGCCUUGGCUGCCUGCAUCCAGUCUCCCCAUCUGACUGUGCUGGAAGCUCUUGGUUAUGCCUUGUCCCAGCUUCUUCAGGCUAAGGAAGCUCCAGAGAAGAUCAUCCCCUCUGUCCUGGGCUCCACUCUCCCACAACAUAUGCUGCAACUGUUGCAACCUGGCCCAAAGCUAAACCUUGGAGUAGCUGUGGAGUUUGCCUGGUGCCUUCACUACAUCAUCUGCAGCCAGGUCAACAAUGCCCUGCUCAUCACCCAGGGUGCUCUGUCCACCCUGGGGCUGCUGCUGUUGGACUUGGCUGGGGCUGUCCAGAGAACUGAGGAUGCAGGACUGGAGCUGCUGGCAUGCCCUGUGCUUCGGUGUCUAAGCAACUUGCUAACAGAGGCAGCAGCAGAGGCUGUGGGAGGGCAACUGCAGCUCCGAGAUGAGCGUGUUGUGGCAGCCUUAUUUAUCCUUCUGCAGUUCCUCCUCCAGAAACAGCCCAGCCUGCUUCCUGAGGGCCUCUGGCUCCUUAACAACCUCACUGCAAACAGUCCUAGUUUCUGCACCUCCUUGCUCUCCCUGGAUCUGAUUGAGCCCCUCUUGCACUUGUUGUCUGUAUCUAAUGUGGUGAGCGUGUUGGUGCUCACGGUUCUGUGCAACGUUGCAGAGAAAGGUCCUGCUUACUGUCAGCGUCUAUGGCCAGGGCCCCUGCUCUCCUCCUUGCUGGACACGUUGGCCUUCUCUGACACUGAAGUAGUAGGCCAGAGUUUGGAGCUGCUGCAACUGCUGUUCCUCUAUCAGCCAGGGGCUGCCCAGGCCUUCUUGCAGCAGUCAGGGCUGCAGGCCCUACAAAGGCAUGAGGAGGUGGCACAACUCCAGGAUCGUGUGCAUGCUCUCCAGCAGACAGCUCUUCAUGGGUGACUUGACUUCUCAAAGUCAUGUACUCCACUCCCCAUCUCCCCCACUCCCCAGCCAGAGCCCCUUUGGGAGGUUUAGAACCAUAAUGACAUCAUGCCCUCUGCUCCCACACCGAAGCCUAAGUCAAGAUCUCUGGAUCCCAGCUCCUCCUGUUUUACCCAGCAGUGUCCAGGCGGGAGGACCAGAGGGAACCCAGUGUGGCCUACUUAAUCUGGGUCCAUAGAAUCUCCUUUUUUCUUAUUUUUUUUUUUCUUCAGCAGCUGGUGGCUUUUGAUGGGAUGGAAUAAAAUAAGUUUUAUUUUUAUAUUCAGCUGCUUUGCCUCAUUUGAUUGCACAAUAAGGGGUAGUCGGUGGAAUGAGAAACAGAACAUCCUGAGACAGCAUUUUCAGCACAAGCUUUAUAAAGAGCAGCAGAACACAUUUCUCCACAUUGUACUCAGUCCAGCAGAGCUCAGGCUCUGGGGCUCUUGCUCUUAAUCCUCAG